AUGAAACCGCCUAUCCAGAACCGUUUAAUACCAUGUAUAUUGGUGUUUUUCCAACUUGCUUUGUGCUCUGGAUACGAGAGCAUCGAAAUUUAUAAUUUUUCUAAUUUGUACGAAUGUGAUUGGAAUAUUUAUAAUAAUACAGAGAUACUGAAGGAACUAAGGGUAAAAUCUAAAGUUUCUUGUGCAAUUCUUUGUCUUCAGUAUGAAAUGUCUUGUCGUGGUUUUGAACUAUACAGAAUGUCGUCUGUUACGUCCUGUCGCUUGUUCUACACGGCUUCGCGCCAAAACUGUGCACCGUCAUCUUCAUCGACAUCGUCUUUUUACAGGCGGAAAAUAACUUACGAAAUGACUACUUCAAUAAUACUAACAACGACAAUUACUGAGGAACUCACUACUUCUGAUAUUCUUUGCCAAAAUGGCGGUACUCUGACCGGAAGCACGUGUUCUUGUGUGUUUGGUUGUUCUGGUCAAUACUGCCAAACCUGUAUUAAUGAAUGUAAGGAUGCAACUGGGGUAUCUGGAACAGGCAUAGCUUGGAUAAAGCCGAGUGGAUUCGAUGUUGCAAAGCAGGUCUGGUGUAAUUUUGACCACGGUGUAACAUAUUUCCAAGUACGCAAAUUUGGAAAUGUCAAUUUCAAUCGUUCUUUUGCCGAGUACGAAAAUGGUUUCGGUGACGCAAAUGGGGACUACUGGCUCGGGAAUAGGUAUGUGUAUAUACUGACUAACUUGAGAGGAUUUAAUGCUGGAUUUACUCUGAUGAAAUCUGGUAAUAGCGUCAAGAUAUAUUACUAUGAUUUCGUUGUAUUGGAUUCAACGGCCAGCUAUGCAGUACAAUACUCGUCAACAAGCUCAGCUUCAUACCCGGCAUUCAAUGGUAAAGCAUUCCAAGCAUACGAUACUGUAAGCGCAUGCGCUCUGUCAAUUGGUUGCGGUUGGUGGUUUGGAUCAACAUGUUCUUCUGGAAGUCUAAAUGGACCAUAUCCAGUGGCUUACGGAGUGUAUUCUGGAGCUACAACCACAUGGAUAGGAAUAUAUUGAUGUCAGAUGGACUUUUCAAAACGUUCUUAUGACCCCAUCUUAUGUCUUUUAGACCAAUAUUCAGAUGAAUUCUCUUCUUGAUUGUUUGGGGAGUCUAAUACAUAAUCAUACUCGUCCAAUAUUUUAAUCAUACCAUUCCAGUAUCUUGAC
Saccostrea echinata is the source of this 1188-nucleotide messenger RNA. Its product is annotated as fibrinogen-like protein A. The record is from RefSeq and is a predicted model, not a curated record. Lineage: Eukaryota; Metazoa; Mollusca; Bivalvia; Ostreida; Ostreidae. The coding region runs from base 1 to 1038 and encodes 345 amino acids. The transcript is spliced from 3 exons.